AUGAUCCGGGAUAGAAUAGUCGUGGGUCUACGUGAUGAAAAGCUCGCAGAAAAACUGCAGAUGGACUCGAAGCUGACUUUAGUUAAGGCAGUUGACAUGACACACCAAAGUGAAUCGGUCAAAAGCCAGCAAACCGUCAUUCGCAACCCAAGCAGCAGAGACCCCUACAGGGGAGAUGAGGAGAAACCAUCGUCAACUAGCAUCGUGACCCGAGAGUCCACACAGUCCCAGCAGCAGAGACCAGGACACUCGGAAACCCACCCGCAAAGUCGCUACUCCAGCAGAAUUGUCCGCCCGCGAUACUACCGCAACUUAUCUGACAACCAGUCCGACGAUUCCGCCGUUGCCCGCGAGAACGACCCCGACGACACCGCGUCUCACGAUGACGACCACAGCGACGGCGUCCGAACUCGUGACGAGACUCGCUUGGCGGGUCCGCCCGACACGUCCGCGCGUCGUUACCCGAAGAGGAGCAGAUUGCACAUGGACGCCGUCACGUGCAUGAACGACGCGGCGGCGGGAGAGGGCGCGUCCGCGCUCGCCGCGCCGCACACGCGCCGCACCUCCUCCCGGGACCCGCAUCGUGGCCUUUGCCUCCUGAGUCCGCGGUCAGAUUGCACAGCUCUGGAGGUGCUAGAGUGCUUGUACUGUGUCGCCACAUUCCUUCUCGCGUUCAAGGACCAGCUGGGAAUCAACGGCGGGCUGCACUACCGCGUGUUCUACGCGCUGUACCUGCACGAGAACACGAUGACGGUCACGCGGUCAGACAUGGCGUCAACGCUGCGCAGGAGCAACAAGGGCCAGCAGUGCAUCAGCAGAUACGGGAUGGGGACGUCGUGCGUUCGACUAACACAUGAGCAGCUGCGCAUCGUCAACCACCAGCUGGCGCCGGGAGCGGUGAUGAAGGUGGUUGCGUUCGCGGGCACGGGGAAGACGACGACACUGCUGCGCUACACACAGCUGCGACCACACCUCUCCUUCCUGCUCGUCGUCUACAACAAGUACGUCGCGAUGUGGCUUUCGUCGUCUCGUUCCGAUGCUCAGGCGCGGAUUUAG
Molecule: messenger RNA, 1056 nt
Organism: Priapulus caudatus
Lineage: Eukaryota; Metazoa; Priapulida; Priapulimorpha; Priapulimorphida; Priapulidae
Exons: 5
Coding region: 1-1056 (351 amino acids)
Source: RefSeq, a predicted model, not a curated record